Molecule: messenger RNA, 510 nt
Organism: Ananas comosus (pineapple)
Lineage: Eukaryota; Viridiplantae; Streptophyta; Magnoliopsida; Poales; Bromeliaceae
Product: putative 12-oxophytodienoate reductase 3
Exons: 2
Coding region: 1-510 (169 amino acids)
Molecular function (GO): FMN binding; oxidoreductase activity
Source: RefSeq, a predicted model, not a curated record
AUGGGAUAUGGCCGCUUUGCGCUGGAGGUUGUGGAAGCAGUAGUUGACGAGAUCGGAGCUGAUAGAGUAGGAGUGAGACUCUCACCCUUUGCCGACUACGUCGACUGCUGGGACUCGAACCCAGAAGCCCUAGGGCUCUGCAUGGUGCAAUCACUUAACAAGUACAACAUCCUCUAUUGCCACAUGGUUGAGCCUAGAAUGGCUUUUAUGGAGAGGAAGCACCGAAUGGGCUUUGUGGACGAAAAGCGCCAAAUCCCUCGUAAGCUGUUUUCGAUGAGAAAAAUUUUUACUGGAACUUUUAUUGCUGUGGGAGGAUACGAUAGAGAAGAAGGAAAUAAAGUGGUGGAUGAAGGUUAUACUGACCUUGUCGCUUAUGGUCGCAUGUUCUUGGCUAAUCCCGAUUUGCCAAAGCGGUUUGAGCUUAAUGCGCCGCUUAAUAAGUAUAAUAGGCUCACUUUUACCAUACCUGAUCCUGUUGUUGGGUACACGGAUUACCCAUUUCUUGAGUAG